Baudoinia panamericana UAMH 10762 is the source of this 1542-nucleotide messenger RNA. RefSeq lists its product as uncharacterized. The transcript has a single exon. The record is from RefSeq and is a predicted model, not a curated record. NCBI's taxonomy places the organism in Eukaryota, Fungi, Ascomycota, Dothideomycetes, Mycosphaerellales, Teratosphaeriaceae. Bases 1 to 1542 code for a protein of 513 amino acids.
AUGAGCGAAGAUGCUCGUUCGACGGAGAAGUCGGAAAGCAGUGGCCUAGAUCCGCAUGAGGAUGCGCGAGCGCUGGUGCGCUUGAUACAGUGCGCACAAUGCUCGAGGCCAUACCGGACACCAGUCACGCUGCCUUGUGGACGCUCGCUAUGUCGAGAAUGUCUGCCGCAGACUCACGAGCGGGAAAACAUAUCGUAUCCGGACUUACCGGGGCGCAAGCAGGGCUAUCAGUGCCCUUACGUUGAGUGCCAAGAUGAGCACCCUGUAUCGGACUGCAGUAUCGAUGUUACUUUGACGAAAGUGAUGGACUCGAUUGCUGAAAUCGUUGCGAAACAUGCCUCUACUGUUCGUGGAACGUUGACGUUUACCGAGGAAGUCGCGCACGACGAAGCCAUCAGCAUGUCCACGGAGAAGCCACCUACGCGUCAAACAUACGGCGGACGGUUGAUGGCUACAUAUCUACUCGCCGCUCAGGGACAGCUUGCGUACAACGCUGACCUUCUCUAUCAAUCCAUUUCCGAUCAAGUAGAAAGCGAACGUGGCCUGGAUAACAAGCUGGUCAAGGAGCUGCUAGAGACUACUCACCGGGAAGUAGACUGCCAGGUUUGCUACAACCUCAUGCUUGACCCUGUGACAACCACUUGUGGACACACUUUGUGCCGGAAAUGUCUAGCCCGGGUAUUGGAUCAUUCGUUCCACUGCCCGGUGUGUCGCAGAGGGCUUGCCGUACCGACAUCGCUGCAAAAUCAACCCAGCAACAAGACCUUGGUGGAUCUUCUGAAUGGGCUCUGUCCUGAUGCGGUUGCCGCGCGCGUGCAAGCUGUCUCGCUCGAAGACCAGCCGGGCGAAGGAGAGCUUGAUACGCCGCUAUUCGUCUGCACCUCCGCGUUCCCAGGCCAACCCACCUUCUUGAGGAUCUUCGAGCCAAGAUAUCGAUUGAUGCUUCGCCGGUGUCUGCUGGGAAACAGGGAGUUCGGCAUGCUAAUGUACAACCGCUAUCACGAACCGCAAGGCGAGCUGGGCACGGUACCUUUCUACCAGUAUGGCACUAUGCUGCAGGUUCUCCACUGCCAAACACUGCCGGACGGUCAGAGCUUGAUUGAGAGUCGCGGCGUCUACAGAUUCCGUGUCAAGUCUCAUGGGUUGCUCGAUGGCUAUACAGUAGGCAGUGUGGAGCGCUUCGAGGACGUCUCUCUUGCAGAGGAGGAACGUUUAGAGGCGGAGGAGACAUCGCAACCUCCGCCGGCGGACGAGACCGACAUGCACGCUGUGAUCAGCCGCAUGCCGACUCAAGACCUACUCGCGCUCGGUCGUGAGUUCGUCUAUCGGAUGCAAGCUCGGAGCGCAUCCUGGCUCGCACAACGGGUGCUGGACACCUACGGCCAACCUCCAGAAGACGCAGCGUUGUUCCCAUACUGGUUUGCGAGCGUGCUGCCCAUCGCCGAUGAGGAGAAGUACAAGCUCAUGGGUACAACCACUGUUCGAGAAAGACUCAAGAUCACGGCGUCAUGGAUCCGUCGGAUCGAGUCACAACGAUGGUGA